Molecule: messenger RNA, 450 nt
Organism: Acomys russatus (golden spiny mouse)
Lineage: Eukaryota; Metazoa; Chordata; Mammalia; Rodentia; Muridae
Product: 60S ribosome subunit biogenesis protein NIP7 homolog
Exons: 1
Coding region: 1-450 (149 amino acids)
Biological process (GO): ribosome assembly
Cellular component (GO): nucleus
Molecular function (GO): RNA binding
Source: RefSeq, a predicted model, not a curated record
AUGAGGCCUUUGACUGAAGAAGAGACUCGGGUAAUGUUUGAGGAGACUGUGAAAUACAUCAGGGGGAAUCUGCAGCUCCUGAUGGACAGGCCCAAAGGUACCUACUGCUUCCAUUUGCCUAACGACCAAGUGUACUGUGUAAGUGGAAUGACCCUGAAGCUGGCUACCAACAUCUCCUCCAUGGAUAAGCCAGUGCCACUGGGGACUUGUUUCAGAAAGUUUACCAAGACCUACAAGUUCCGGUUGCACAUUACAGUUUUCAAUUACCUUGUAUCCUAUGCCAUGUAUAAAGUGUGGAUAAAGCCGGAAGCAGAGUAUGUGUUGAAAUCUGGUCUGGGUCGAAUCACUGAAAAUACUUCUCAGUACCACGGAGCAGUGGUUUAUUCCAUGACAGAAGUAAGUUCCUCUUGGUUUGGAGUGACAGCAAAGUUUACCCAAGACUGCAGAUAA